This is a messenger RNA of Drosophila albomicans, 9409 nucleotides long. RefSeq names its product hormone receptor 4 (gene Hr4). The record is from RefSeq and is a predicted model, not a curated record. NCBI's taxonomy places the organism in Eukaryota, Metazoa, Arthropoda, Insecta, Diptera, Drosophilidae. Gene Ontology annotation, biological process: regulation of DNA-templated transcription. Gene Ontology annotation, molecular function: zinc ion binding; DNA-binding transcription factor activity; sequence-specific DNA binding. The transcript is spliced from 7 exons.
CAGCUGCGUCUGCAACAUCAGAAGUGAAGAAGAACGGCGAAGCUAUCGCAAGCAAAGCAAGUCAAAUGAAUGUGAAUCAAGCAGCAGCGCUGAGUCUGGAGCCAAAGGUGACAGCUGCUGCUGCUGCUGCUGCUGCUGCUGCUGUUGCUGCCUCUUCUGCUGUGCUGGUGGCCGAUGCUGCAGCAGCGGCAGCCAAUGCAACUGCAACUGCAACAGCCAAGUCCAGUGUCGAGGCCAAGCAGAAUGGUCAGCAUUCGACGCACGAGGAGACAACGCCGAGGGGCAUCAAUGGUCACCACAGCAACAAGAGCAACAGCAACAUUAACAGCAAUAGCAACAUCAACAUCAACAAUAACAACAAUAGUCGAAGAAGCAGCAUCGAUGACGAUGAGCAACUCAACAGCGACAACGACCACAAUGUUGCUGGCAAGGACGCCGGCAGCAGCAGCAAGUUAACCAUCAUCAAGACACCGCUAAACAAAACGUUGCUCAAGAAAUGCAGCAACAACAGCAACAGCAACAGCAAUAGCAAUGGUAACCUGCCGCAUGCUGCUGCACUCAACAACAGCAACACCAGCAGCGUUGUCGUCGUCGCUAGCGUAGUCAACGUCAACGUCGACGCCGACGCUGACGCUGACGCCGACGUCGACGCAGAUGCCGACGUUGAUGGCGAUGGCGAUGCUGAUGCCGAUGUCGAUGCUGAGGCGGACGACGCAUUGAGUUUUGGCUGCGAUUCCGGUUUCCAAAGCGGAAAUAACAAUGAACAAGAACAAUUUAUGAAUGAUAAUCAUCAUCAUCAUCAUCAUUACCAUCAUCAUUAUCACCAUCAUGGCGAGCGCGAAGGCGAUCACGAUAACGAUAACUCAAAUGCGAAUGCGAACGCAAACGCGAACGAUAACGAUAACGAUAAUAGCAACGAUGUUGACGCUGACACUGCCACUGCCGCUGCGUCUGCGCUUGCAACACCAACAGCAAUGGCAGCAGCGGUAGCUGCAACAGCCGCAACAUCCUGCUCAACGUCCGAACAUGUUGCAGCCGAACAGCAGCAGCACCAUCACCAGCAGCAGCAGGCGGAACAGCAACACCAACAGCAGCAACAUGAGUUUCUUGUGAAAGGGGCAACAGCAACAUCUCCUUGCACGGCGGCAACCAAGGCAGCAGCACAAAAUGCUUGCACUCAAAAGUGCAGCAAGUGCAAUUCUCACAACAACAACAGCAGCAACAACAACAAUAAUAACAAUAACAGCAAUAACAACAACAACAACAUUCAUUACAACAACUACAAUAAUUAUUAUAAGAAAAAAUCUCGUAUGCCGCCCAUUUGCAGAAUUAUGACACUGAGCCGUGGCCCGUACAGCGAGCUCGAUAAAAUGAGCCUUUUUCAAGACCUCAAACUCAAGCGGCGCAAAAUUGAUUCAAGAUGCAGCAGUGACGGCGAAUCGAUAGCAGACACAUCCACCUCGUCGCCGGAUCUUUUGGCGCCGAUGUCGCCGAAGCUUUGCGACAGCGGCACGGCAACAAUGCCGCUGCCAUUGCCGCUGCCGCUGCCACUGCCGUUGCCGUUGCCACUGCCGAUGCCGCUGUCGCUGGCAUUGCCGCUGCCAGCGCUGCCAUCGGUGACGGUGACGGUGACAACGGCAGCAUCCACAUCGGCGGCAGCAGCAGCUGCCGUCUCCACAUCAUCUUCGUCAUCAGCAUCAGCAUCGUCAUCGGCAUCGUCAACAGCAGCAGCAUCAGCGACGACACCGUCGUCGUCCUGCCCGAGCAGCAGCAUCACGAUAACCCCAACAGCAGCAGCCGCAGCAGCAGCAGCCACGACGGCAACAUCAACAGCUGCAACAGCAGCGACUGCAACAGCAACUACAACCACAAAGCAUCAACAGACUGAAAUUCAUUCAUCGAGCAACGCGAUCAGCGCAGCAGCUGCCUCGACGGUAAUGUCGCCGCCACCGUCAGCGAUGACGCCGCCAUUGGCGCUCGACAACGCGGCGGCGGCGGCAACAGUUGCUGGCGGUGCGGCAGGAUCGCGUGGCACGCCGACACCGCCGCACAACAAUGGCGGCGCCUCGAGCUCCAGCAACGGCAGCAGUCGCGCCUCGCCCGAUUCGCUCGAGGAGAAGCCAUCGACAACAACGGGUCGCAACAGCAACAGCAACAGCAACAGCAACAGCAAUGGACUGCUCAGUAGCAGUAGCAACAGCAAUAGCAAGGUUAACAGCAGCAACAACAAUAAUAAUGCUGGCGGCAAUCUGAGCGUGAUCAGGAGCGUGAAGGAGGAACGCAUUCAGGCGUCGCCCACCAAAAUGCUCGUCUAUCUGCAGCAUCAGCAGCAGCAGCGGCAUGAGCGAGAGCAGCGAGAACGUUCCAGAGAGCGAGAACGGGAAAGAGAACGAGAACGAGAACGAGAUCGAGAAAGGGAACGCGAGCUGGUGGAGCGGGAGCAGGCGACGACGGGACAUGUGACGGUGCUGGUGACGCCGUCGCGCAUCAAGGCCGAGCCGCCGCCCUCCGCCUCGCCCUCGUCCACAACACAGCGAGAAAGGGAGCGAGAAAGAGAUCGAGAACGAGAACGAGAUCGAGAUCGAGAACGAGAACAGCAAUCGCUAGGAAGCUCGAGUUCGAUCAGCUCGUCCCAGCAACAUCUGAGUCGAGGAAGUCCGCCGUCUCCGAUGGCGUCGCAUCAUGGCCAUGGCUACGGCCAUCCGCAUGCUGGCCAUCUGCAUGGCCACGGCCAUGGACACGGACACGGACACGGACAUGGCCAUGGACACGGACAUGGGAUGGCGCCGUCAGCGAUUGUGCAAACACAUCAUCUGCAUCAGCAGCUGACGCAGCCACUGACGUUGCGGAAAAACAGUCCGCCGCAGGAGCUGCAAUUGCCGCAGCUCUCGAUGCAGUCGAUGCAGCAGUUCAAUCUGCAUCAUCUGCUUGGUCAGCAGCAGCAGCAACAACAGCAGCAACAACAACAACAACAACAGCAGCAGCAGCAACAGCAACAGUCGCCGCAGCAUUUGCAACAACAUUCGCCGCAUUCGCUGAUUCGCGUCAAAAAGGAACCAACAACAACAGGCGGAGGAGGAGGCACCGGAGGUGGCGGUGUCGGUGUCGGUGGUCAGGCACAGCGACACCUCUCGCCGCAUCAUCAUCAGCAGCACCAGCAGCAACAGCAGCAACAACAACAGCAGCAGCAGCAGCAGCAACACCAUCAACAGCAACAACAGCAACAGCAGCAGCAACAACACCUCCAACAGCAGCAACAGUCGCUGAUGCACUCGGCCACGCUGCAAUCGCUGCGUCCCUCAAGUCGCGAUGCAGCCAUACUGUUUCGCGUGAAGAGCGAGGUGCAACAACAGGUGGCUGUGGCAGCAGCAGCCGCAUCCUCUGGCCUGCCACCUCAUCUGAUGCAACCAUCCGCUGCAGCUGCGGCGGCGGCAGCGGCUGCUCAGCGCAUGGUCUGCUUUAGCAAUGCGCGCAUCAACGGCGUCAAGCCAGAGGUGAUUGGCGGUCCCCUCUGCCCCUCGCCGCAUCCUUCGUCAUCGUCGUCCUCGUCGCAGCUGUCGCCGCAGACGCCGUCACAGACGCCGCCCCGGGGCACGCCCACCGUCAUCAUGGGCGAGAGUUGUGGAGUGCGCACCAUGGUCUGGGGCUACGAGCCACCGCCGCCCACAGCCGGACAGCAACAGCAGCAGCAACAACAGCAGCAGCAGCAGCAACAACAGCAGCAGCAGCAGCAACAGCAGCAACAGCAGCAACAUCAGCAACAGCAGCAGCAGCAUUGCCUGCAGACCGCAUCGUCACCGUCGACGGGCUCCAUAACGCCGACACACACGCCGGGUCCGGUGGGUCCGGUGGCACCGCAGAACAACGAGGAGGCAGCCCAGCUGCUGCUCUCGCUGGGCCAGACACGCAUCCAGGACAUGCGACCGCGCCCACAUCAGUUCCGCACACCGCACGCCCUCAACAUGGAGCGUCUGUGGGCCGGCGACUACUCGCAGCUGCCGCCGGGGCAAUUGCAGGCGCUCAACCUGAGUGCCCAGCAGCAGUGGGGCAGCUCGAACUCGAACUCGAACUCCAGCGGCAGCGGACGCUCCUUGGAGGCGCCGCACGAGCCCACGGACGAGGACGAUCAGCCGCUAGUCUGCAUGAUCUGUGAGGAUAAGGCCACAGGUCUGCACUACGGCAUCAUCACAUGCGAGGGCUGCAAGGGAUUCUUCAAGCGCACCGUGCAGAAUCGUCGCGUCUACACGUGUGUCGCCGAUGGCACCUGCGAGAUAACCAAAGCACAGCGCAACCGUUGUCAGUAUUGUCGAUUUAAGAAAUGCAUCGAGCAGGGCAUGGUGCUGCAAGCCGUGCGGGAGGAUCGCAUGCCAGGUGGACGCAACAGUGGAGCCGUCUAUAAUCUGUACAAGGUGAAGUACAAGAAGCACAAGAAGACCAACCAGAAGCAGCAGCAACAACAACAGCAGCAGCAGCAACAGCAGCAGCAACAACAGCAGCAACAGCAGCAGCAGCAACAACAACAGCAACAAUUGCUGUCGCCCAUCCAUCAUCAUCAUCCAGCAGCGGGACACGGUCAUCCAUCGCAGUUAUCACCGCAUCAUCUGCUCUCACCGCAGCAGCAACAGUUGGCGGCAGCCGUUGCUGCUGCACAGCAUCAACACCAGCAAUCGAAGUUGUUGGCGGCGGGGCAUGCGGCAGCGGGGGAUCUGAAGCCAAUGUUUCUGGGUCCCGUGCUCAAGGCGGAGCAUUUGCAGGCGCCGCCAAUGCACAGUCCAGCCCAGCAACAGCAGCAUCAGCAGCAGCAACAGCAGCAGCAGCAAUCGUCGCCGCAUCUGUCGUUGUCCUCCCCGCAUCACGUGGCACCACCAACAGCCAGCCAACAACAGCAGCAACAGCAGCAGCAACAUCAUAACCAUCACCAGCAACAGCAGCAGCAGCAGCAACAACAGCAGCAGCAACAGGCGUCGCUGCCCGCACAUCUGAUGAAUGGCACCAUACUGAAGACUGCACUGACCAAUCCCAGCGAAAUUGUCCAUCUGCGACAUCGACUCGAUUCGGCGGUCAGCUCAUCGAAGGACAGACAGAUCUCUUAUGAGCACGCGCUCUCCAUGAUCCAAACGCUGAUCGAUUGCGAUGCCAUGGAGGACAUUGCCACGUUGCCGCACUUCAGUGAGUUCCUCGAGGAUAAGUCGGAGAUUAGCGAGAAGCUCUGCAACAUUGGCGACUCCAUUGUGCACAAGCUGGUGUCGUGGACCAAAAAGUUGCCCUUCUACUUGGAGAUACCCGUCGAAAUCCAUACCAAACUGCUCACCGACAAAUGGCACGAGAUACUCAUCCUUACCACGGCUGCCUACCAAGCGUUGCACGGCAAACGCUCCUCCAGUGGAGCUGGCGGUGGCGGUGGCAAUGCAACGACCGCUACGGCAUCGAGUCCCGGCGGCAACAUCAACAGUAACAGUAACAGCAACAGCAACAGACACGGCUCACCAGCACCGACAUCGACGCCGACGACACAGCUGCCGAUGACGCUGCACAAGGAUGAUCCCGAGUUUGUCAGCGAGGUCAACUCGCAUCUGAGUACCCUCCAGACCUGCCUUACCACCCUCAUGGGCCAGCCCAUUGCCAUGGAGCAGCUGAAGCUCGAUGUUGGCCACAUGGUCGACAAGAUGACCCAGAUCACGAUCAUGUUUCGUCGCAUUAAGCUCAAGAUGGAGGAGUAUGUCUGUCUCAAGGUUUACAUAUUGCUGAACAAAGAAGUGGAACUGGAAAGCAUACAGGAGCGUUACAUUCAGGUGCUGCGCUCCUAUCUGCAGAGCUCUUCGCCACAGAAUCCCCAGGCGCGACUCAGCGAGCUGCUCUCCCACAUACCCGAGAUUCAAGCGGCAGCCAGUUUGUUGUUGGAGAGUAAAAUGUUUUACGUGCCCUUCGUGCUCAACUCGGCGAGCAUAAGGUAGCAAAUGCUUGAGCACGGCCUGUUGCCAGCCACUAACCACCAGCCGCUGCCAGCCAACAAGCCACAGCAGCGUCAACAGCAGCACGACCCACAGCAGCAGCAGCAGCAACACUUGACUCCGCGACGCAAAUCGAAGAUGCAUCAACAACAACAACAACAGUUGCAGGCGCAGGCGCAGGUUGCUUUGCUGCUCGAUUUGCCAAAGAUUAAGAUUGAAAUUGGGACAACGGAGCAACAGCAGCUGCAACAACCAUUAUUGCUGCCGGCGGCAACAGCAACCACAACAACAACAGCAGCAACAUCGUCCGCAUCGUCGUCGUCCUCAUCGAUUUUGAAGAAUUCGCUGCUGAGCGGCGCGGCAGCAACAUUGGCAACACUAACAGCUGCUGCCGAUCAAAUAGCGCGCAACUCGGCGACAGCAACAACAAUCGAUGGAGUCAACAACAAUAAGAAUAGCAGCAGCAGCAGCAACCGUAGCAGUAGCACAGCAGCAAUGGUGCAGGAGGCAUCAAGUAACAACAGCAACAAUAACGGCAGCAGCAACAACAGCUUAGAAGAGAGCAAAAGACUUGAACAUCAACAGCAACAUCAGCAGCAACAACAACAACAGUAUACAUCAAUUCUACAAACGGCCUUAAUGUCACAACGUCCAAUGGCAGCUGCCACAUCAACAGUAACAGCCACAGCAACAUCACCGAUAGUAGCAACAUCAUCAACGAGCGCAACCAGAGCAACAACAACGACAAUGACGACUGCAACAACAACAACGCCACCGCCAGCGCAUGUGCUCAAAACGGCGGUGACAUUGGCCAGUCUAAGUGAGAUAGCAACAGCACGACAGCAGCAGCAACAGUUGCUGGCGAUGCAGCAACAGCAACAACAGCAACACAAACUGCCUAGAAGAAUAAUCAAUUUGUCAAGCAACACUGCCACAGGCCCAGGAGCAAUAACGAUCACUGCCAAACCAAUGCCAAAGGCCUUGGAGUUGCGGCAACGCAACAGUAACAGCAACUGCAACAACAGCAACAUCGACAACAAUAGCAACAACUGUUCGAGUUCGUGUCAGAGUCAGAGUCAGGCGAAUGCAGCAGCAGCAACAACAACAACAACAACAACAUCGCUGCCCAAUGGCAACUGUUGUCACGUGCCGGCGACAACAACCAGCACGGCGACAAUACAUACGCAGACGGAUGACAUGUUGCUGGCAAUGAGCGAUGCUGCAACAGAAAUAGCAGAAACAGCAACGGCAACUGUCACACCGACUUCAUUAACAAUGCGCCCAGCAAUGCAACAACAACAACAACCACAACAACAAUGGAAUGCCGUGUCGACGACGACGACGGCGACGACACAGAUACAAGCACAGCCACAACAUCAACCAGCAACAAUACCACAUACCACAACAACAACAGCAACAACCACAGCACCAUACAACAGCAACAAUAACAACAACAACCACAACAACAACAACAACAACAAUAAUAAUAAUAGCAACAACAACAACAACAACAUGAUUAGUAAUAAUAAUAAUUAUAGAAAUAUAAAUAAUUAUAAUGCCGCUGCCGCUGCCGCUGCCACGCCCAUGCGCCCGCCUACGCGCACGCCCGUGACCUCAGCUUCUGUUACUGUAGUUGUGUUCAAAACAAUGUUACCUGAUGACUGAAUUAUUUUAGAAUCGUACACUUAAAGCAUGUUUUUUAUUAUCAUUAUUAUCGAUUUACCGAUUACCGAUUACCAAUUACCAAUUACCGAUUACCAACUACCAAUUAUCAGCUAUCAAUUAACAAUUAUUACUACAUGCAUAACAAAUGUAGAAAGAGAGUUUAAGCGAAAGAACGACAGAGAAAGAGAGAGAGAGAGAGAGGGAGAGGACGCGAAUUCGCAUUAUUCGAUAUAUGUAUUUCUAAUUUUUUUUUUUUUUGUUUUUUUUUUGUCGUUUAUUCAAAUAAGUUUCGUCACACGCAAAUUGUUAGAAACCUAACCUACAAAAAUGUAUAGCCUAAAAUCUAAAGCUGUAACCUAACCUAGAAACUAGCACAGUCUGCAUACUUCACACACACACACACACACAUAAACUCACACACACACGCACUCAUGCUGAACCGAACAAACCAAGCUGAGAACACAAGACUGCAACAGAGAGAAAGAGAGAGAGAGAGAGAGAAACAGGAAAAUGAAAUAGAAACGAAAUGGAAUGGAACAGAGUUUGGCUCAAUUCGGUUCGGUUUGAUUUUGAGAGCUGGAUUCCUGUGGUUUUAAACGGCAUUAAACGCAGAUGUGUUUUUUAACUAAAUCAAUUAUGCUUUUACUACUAUAUUCUUUUAAAACACACACACACAUACAUACACGCGAACGUUUUAUUACAGACAUAUAUACAUAAAUAACAAAUUAUAUAAACUUUUUUUUGUAUUUGAUAUUUGAUAUUGUGUGCAAAUUUUAAAAGAGAAACGAAAAGCAAAUGUAAGAAAAAGUAAAAAGAGAAAAUACAAAAAACCUAAGUUAAGUGUUAACAUGUAUCAUGAUAAUGAGAUCAGUUAGGAUGAGUUAAGUGCAAGUGCGAGCGAGAGAGAAAGAGAGAGAGCGAAAGAGUAGCCACAUACACACACACACACAUACUCUUACUCACUCACACUCACACGAACACACAGCUAAAGAAUAAUGCGCAUUGUUGAGUGCAAAGAUAAUUGCAAAAUGUUUUUUUUUAUAUACAUAUAUAUACAAGAAAUAAAAAUUAUAUAUUAUAAUUAAAUAUAUAUACACAGAUCUGAAUAGCAUAUACAUUGUGUUGUAUGUAUACAAAAGGAAAAGCAAACCACAUAAAGAAUAUACACACACAUACACAUAUAUGUAUAUAUAAUACAAAUAUAUAUAUAUAUAUUAUAUACAUAUAGAAACUGUAGUCGUAUUUAGCUAGUUUUACUGUAUUCGUUUUAAGUACUUUUUGUAGAGAAAUUCACACACACCUACACACACACACACACACACACACACAUACACAUAGGCUGCAGGCGAAAAAUGGGCCAAGGGGAGGGAGGAAAUAAAGGGCGCUGGGCUGGUGUGAACUUAUCGAUAUACAAUGUUAUCGAUAACACAGAAUGCGUAAUUUCUACUUUAAAUUAUUACAAUGGCAUAUUAUGUAAUGUUAGUUUAAUAAACUGCAACACACACACACACACACACACUACUACAUAUAUACAAAUUUAACUCACACGCAUACGCCCACAUACACACACACACACAGACACACCACUACAUACUAAAAUACAUUUAAUAAUAAGCAUUAAAUACGCAUAAUAUUAAUGAAGAUGAAAUCGAUCGAGAAAUGAGAAAUGAGAAAUAUGCAUACAAGUUUUACAUCUGUUUGUAUGUUUGUAUGUAUGUGUAUACACUUAAAAACAAAACAAAAGAAACUAAUUAUAGUUAUUCAUUUAUAUACUAUACAUUUAUCUAUAUAUA